Hemibagrus wyckioides is the source of this 6271-nucleotide messenger RNA. RefSeq names its product CDC42 binding protein kinase alpha (DMPK-like) b (gene cdc42bpab). NCBI's taxonomy places the organism in Eukaryota, Metazoa, Chordata, Actinopteri, Siluriformes, Bagridae. Gene Ontology annotation, cellular component: cytoplasm; cytoskeleton; actomyosin. Gene Ontology annotation, biological process: actomyosin structure organization; peptidyl-threonine phosphorylation. The coding region runs from base 744 to 6119 and encodes 1791 amino acids. Gene Ontology annotation, molecular function: protein serine/threonine kinase activity; ATP binding. The transcript has 40 exons. The record is from RefSeq and is a predicted model, not a curated record.
ACGCUACGGCAAGAGAGAGAGAGAGAGAGACAGAGAGAGAGGGGAUAACGCCAAAGCACGGACGGAGGAGGUGUUUUCAAUGGAGCUGUUUGUAGCAGGGCUGUAUUUCCUAGGAAUAAAUAAAUUCAUGUCCCACCGAGGAUCAGUUCAUCUCUAGCUGGAAUUUAAAGGGGACAAAAACUAAAGUAGCCUGCUAAGCCUUCUCGCAGAGGAGGGGCGUACGCGCUUUUGUAGCAUUGCAGAUCCCGGACUGGUGCAUAUUCUUUCUCUCUCUCUCUGUGUGUGUGUGUGUGUGUGUGUUAGUACAUGACGGAUGAGCGCACACAUAUAUACACACAUGUAUAUCGAGAACUGAAAAGGUCGCUUUUUUGUUGCAAGCGCUGUCCUUUAAAAAGGAUCCGGAGGAUUGUAAAUAGAAAGGGAAAGAAGACACUCGGGUCUUUGGAGACGUCAGAUCUACCGGUCAGAUCAGACUAGCAGAUCCUGGUUCAUGUGUCCAGAUGACGGGAAAAUGAUAUUAUGUGUCGCAACCUCGUGCUACCUCAAGAUGUGUGUGCGCGCGCGCGUGUGUCUGCAUGUGUGUGUGUCGGAUCAUGACUAAACUGUUUCAGCUAUGCAGCACUUCAGCUCUUAAAUGCUGAGGUCACUCGGAGGUGCCUCUCGUGUCGUCCAGUCGAGGUUGGAAAUUGGAUAUUGAAGCAAAAACCCAUCAUCAUCAUCAUCAGCAGCAGCAGCUGUGCAUCAUGUCGGCAGAGGUGCGUUUAAAGAAGCUGGAGGAGCUGCUGCUGGACGGAGCGGCUCGCUCGGGGGGUCAGUGUCUCAGUGUGGAGACGCUGCUCGAUGUCCUCGUCUGUCUGUACGACGAGUGCAGCAACUCUCCACUCAGACGAGAGAAAAACAUCUUGGAAUUUCUUGACUGGGCCAAACCCUUCACUUCCAAUGUGAAGCAGAUGCGCCUGCACAAGGAAGACUUUGAGAUCCUGAAGGUGAUUGGUCGAGGAGCAUUUGGAGAGGUAGCUGUUGUGAAGGUGAAGAACGCAGACAAAGUGUUUGCCAUGAAGAUCCUAAACAAGUGGAAGAUGUUGAAGAGGGCUGAGACGGCGUGUUUCCGGGAGGAGCGGGACGUCCUGGUGAACGGGGACAGCCAGUGGAUCACCACUUUACAUUACGCUUUCCAGGAUGAGAACAACUUGUAUUUGGUGAUGGACUACUAUGUUGGCGGUGAUCUGCUGACUUUGCUGAGCAAGUUCGAGGACCGCUUGCCUGAAGACAUGGCUAAAUUUUACCUGGCAGAGAUGGUUCUGGCGAUCGACUCUGUGCACCAGCUGCACUACAUCCACAGGGACAUCAAGCCUGACAACAUCUUGUUGGACAUGAACGGCCACAUUCGCUUGGCAGACUUUGGCUCCUGUCUCAGACUUAAGGAGGACGGAACAGUGCAAUCCUCGAUCGCAGUAGGAACGCCGGACUACAUCUCUCCUGAGAUCCUGCAGGCCAUGGAAGACGGGAAAGGAAAGUAUGGGCCAGAGUGUGACUGGUGGUCUCUGGGAGUGUGUAUGUACGAGAUGCUUUAUGGGGAGACGCCCUUCUACGCUGAGUCACUAGUGGAGACAUAUGGCAAAAUCAUGAACCAUAAGGAGAGGUUUCAGUUCCCCCUGCAGAUGUCUGAUGUAUCUGAAGAGGCCAAAGACUUAAUGCGCAGGCUGAUCUGCUCUCGUGAGCACCGGCUAGGCCAGAACGGCAUCGAGGACUUCAAGAGCCACCCCUUCUUCUCAGGCAUCAACUGGGACGACAUCCGCACUUGCGAGGCCCCGUACAUCCCUGAAGUCAGCAGCCCCACAGACACCUCCAACUUUGAUGUGGAAGACGACUGCCUAAAAAAUUCAGAAACGAUGCCUCCACCUUCCCACGCAGCCUUCUCCGGACUCCAUCUCCCGUUUAUCGGCUUCACCUACACUAGCAAAUGUUCUCUCUCAGACCGGGGCUGUUUGAAAGAUUCUGGAGGAUCUUUAGGGGUGGAUUCCUGUCUACAGAGAACUUUAGAGGACAGCUUGGCCUCUGAAGCCUAUGAAAGAAGGAUCCGCCGACUGGAGCAGGAGAAAACUGAGCUCAGCCGCAAGCUCCAGGAGGCCACUCAGACGGUGCAGGCUCUGCAGCACACUAAUUCAACUGUGCCACCUGGCGCCAACAAAGAGGUGGAGAUAAGGAGCCUGAAGAGUGAGAUAGACAUCUUGAAAAAGCAGAUAGCAGAUUCAGGUCAUCUGGAGCUGCAGCAGUUUGAGGAGGCCAGUGUGGCACGGAAGGACCAAGAUGACUCGUCUAAGAUAAUGAAGACCCUGGAAAGGCAGCUUCAGUCUGUUACACUGGAGAAAGACAACCUGAACAAGGAGCUGCUAGACACCAAGGAGAAGCUCAAAGCCCAGGGAAAGGAGCUAAAGGAGGCACACAGUCAAAGGAAGAUGGCCAUGCAGGAGUUCUCUGAGCUGAAUGAGCGCCUCACUGAGCUGCGCUCACACAAGCAACGGCUCGCACGCCAACUUCGGGACAAGGAGGAAGAGGUGGAAGGUCUUUCACAGAAGAUGGAAACGCUGAGGCUGGAUAUACGUAAAGCUGAGCGAACUCGCAAAGAGUUGGAGGUGCAGGCUGAGGAGCAGGCAGCUGAGAUGCAGAAAGAGAGGAAACUGCGAGAGAGAAAUGAACAGUUCAGCAGACAGCUCGAGGAGGAACUGGAGGGGUUCAAGGCUGGACCUCUGCACCCAGGAGCGAGUGCGGAGCAGCAGCAGCAGGAAGUGGCGUGGCUGCGAGCGGAGCUGGAAAAGAAGAGCGUGCAGCUUGAAGAGGAGCUGUGUCGCAGAGAAACGCAAUACAGCACUGAGCUGAAGAGCCACAGGAAAGAGCUGAAUGAUGCUGAAGCUCAGCAGCUCACUCUGCAGAAGGAGAUCCUAAUGCUCAAAGACAAGCUGGAGAAGACACGGCGAGAAAACCAAAGUGAGCGUGAGGAGUUCGAGGCAGAGUGCAAACAGAAGUAUGAGCGGGAAAGGGGACUUCUGGUGGAGGACAACAAGAAGCUUACUGGUGAGCUGGAGCAGCUGAAGACCGUGCACGGGGCACUGAGCGGUAGCCACAAGCAGCUAGAGGAGGAGGUGAGAGAACUGGCUGAUAAGAAGGAGAGCGUUGCACACUGGGAGGCUCAGAUCACAGAGAUCAUCCAGUGGGUAAGUGAUGAGAAGGAUGCUCGAGGCUACCUUCAAGCACUGGCCACUAAGAUGACCGAGGAGCUGGAAGGUCUGAGGAACGCGAGCCUCGGGGCCAGAGGCACAGACAUGCCGUGGAAGAUGCGCCGUUUAGCCAAGCUGGACAUGUCGGCUCGUUUGGAGCUUCAGUCUGCACUGGACACUGAGAUCCGUGCCAAGCAGACCAUCCAAGAUGAGCUCAACAAAGUCAAGGCCUCCAACAUCUCGACGGAGUGUAAGCUGCAGGAGUCUGAGAACAAGAACCGGAUGCUGCAGGCUGAGAUUGAGAGGUUACAGAAGGAGACGGAGGAUCUGCGUCGCAGAAGAGGUGUUAAGCAUCAGGAUUCUCAGAACUCCUUCCUGGCUUUCCUGAACGCUCCCUCUUCUGUGCUAGAUCACUUUGAGCGCUCACCAUCAUGGGGUCCAGGAAGCAAAGGCCGACGUAUCGACUCAGGUGACUUUACUCCCUAUAACACUCCAUCACGGGAUGAAGAUUCCAAAUCACGUCGCAUGUCCCGUUCACGCUCUCCAUCCACUGCUAGUGACAUGGAGCCGAUCGAGCUGGUGGAUCACUCGUCACGUCUUCACACCCCGACUAGCAGAUCCAGCUACAGCAGCCAAGAACACGGCUGUAAUAAACCCAAGCCGCAUCAGUUUGCAGUGAAAUCCUUCAGCGUCCCCACCAAGUGUAAUUACUGCACCUCGCUGAUGGUCGGCCUCAUGCGGCAGGGCUGCACAUGCGAAGUGUGUAAUUUCUCCUGUCACGUAAAUUGUGCUGAUAAGGUUCCUUCUGUAUGCCCCAUCCCUUCUGACCAGACCAAAGGACCGCUGGGUAUCGACCCGCUGCGAGGCAUUGGCACAGCCUACGAGGGCUAUGUGCGGGUGCCCAAGCCCACAGGGGUGAAGAAGGGCUGGCAGCGGGCACUGGCUGUAGUGUGUGACUUUAAGCUGUUUCUGUAUGAGCUCGGUGAAGCCAAAACUACUCAGCCCAGUGUGAUAGUGAGCCAGGUCAUAGACAUGAGGGAUGAAGAGUUUUCGGUCAGCUCCGUCUUGGCCUCGGAUGUCAUUCACGCCAACAGGAAGGACGUCCCCUGUAUAUUCCGGGUAACGGCGUCUUAUCUGUCCUCCUUGUGCCAGAAGACGUCCAUCUUGAUUCUAGCUGAUAGCGAUCAUGAGCGCACCAAGUGGGUCAGUCUGCUGCUUGAGCUGCACCGCAUUCUGAAGAAGAACAAGCUGAAGGAUCGCUCUGUCUACGUUCCCAAAGAAGCUUACGACUGCACGCUGCCUCUAAUCAAAUCUACCCAGACUGCUGCUAUUAUAGACCAUGAGCGUGUGGCUCUAGGUAACGAGGAAGGCCUUUACGUGGUCCAUGUCACCAAAGAUGAGAUCAUCCGAGUGGGCGACAAUAAGAAAGUGCACCAUGUGGAGCUGAUACCCUCAGAGCAGCUGCUGGCUGUGAUCUCAGGCAGGAACCGUCACGUGCGUCUCUUGCCCAUGGUCGGUCUUGACGGACGCGACACCGACUCUUUCAAGCUGCUCGAGACUAAAGGGUGUCAGCUGCUGACUUCAGGAAAAUCUCGCCAUGGAUCCCACAUGUGCCUGUGUGUGGCCAUGAAGCGUCAGGUCAUCUGCUGCGAGCUCAACAAGAGCAAAGCACGGCACCAGCGCCUUCGAGAGAUUCAGGUGCCAGGCGUGGUGCAGUGGAUGAUGUUUUUGAGCGAAUAUCUUGUAGUGGGCUUUCAGGGCGGCUUCAUGCGCUACAGCCUGCACUCGGACACUCCUCCUGUUAGCCUCCUGCACCCUGACGAUCACACGCUGGCCUUCAUCACGCAGCAGGGCAUGGACGCAAUGUGCGCCGUGGAAAUCACCAGCAAGGAGCUGCUGCUGUGCUUCAGCUGUGUGGGCGUCUGUGUGGACCUCCAUGGCCGACGCUCACGUCAGAUGGAGCUGAUGUGGCCUGCUGUCCCCACCUCCUGCUGCUACAGCGCCCCCUACCUCUCAGUGUACAGCGAGAACGCAGUGGACGUGUUUGACGUCAACACCAUGGAAUGGAUUCAGACCAUUCCACUAAAAAAGAUGCGGCCUCUGAACACGGACGGCUCUCUGAAUCUCCUCGGCUCAGAAACAGUGAGGCUCAUCUACUUCAGAAACAAGACAGCAGAGGGAGACGAGUUGGUGGUGCCAGAGGUGUCAGAUAACAGCCGCAAGCAGAUGGUGCGCAGUAUGAACAACAAGAGGCGCUUCUCAUUCCGCAUACCUGAGGAGGAGAGACUACAACAAAGGAGAGAGAUGCUGAGGGACCCUGAGAAGAGAAGCAAGCUGAUCUCCAACCCCACUAACUUCAACCAUGUGGCUCACAUGGGACCUGGAGAUGGCAUGCAGAUUCUUAAGGACUUACCGAUGAACGUGCGUGCUCAGGAGAGCCGGUCUGGCUUCAGUGGUUCAGUCAGUAUCCCGUCCUUAGCAAAGAAUCGGAGUGAACCCGGUCGCUCCAUGAGCGCCAGCAGUGGCCUGGGUAUACGUUCCUCUUCUCAGAAUGGCAGUGCCCUGAGGAGGGAGCUCUCGAGCAGUAGCUACAGCUCCAAGCGGCAAACCAUGACAUCUCCGUCUGAGAGCUCUCUGUCCUCAGGCGGAGGAAUGGAUGUAGGAGACGCAACGCUUUCUCAGUUUGACCGGGAGUGGCAGGCUGUCUCGCCCUCGGAGAAGACGCCCGAUCUGAAACGGGCGCUAAGGACCCUGCUUAGUAAGAUGAAGGACUCAGACUCGCCGCGCCACUCCACUGCCUCCAACAGCUCGACCUUCAGCAGCCCGCCCAGUCCUGCAUCACCGCACAAGACCAAGUCUCUCUCUUUGGAGAGCACAGACCGUGUGGGCUGGGACACAUGAUGGACACAUCACAGGACUAAUGGCGGCAUGUCCUGGCCCUGCGGCCCCCCGCCCAUAUAAAUAAAACGCAAGCAUAACUGGAUCCUCUCUCCUUAUUUAUCUGGCUUCUUAAGAGAGGAAAAUGUAUGGGACCUGUGUGUGUGUGUGUGUGU